Helianthus annuus (common sunflower) is the source of this 801-nucleotide messenger RNA. RefSeq names its product probable leucine-rich repeat receptor-like protein kinase At1g35710. Gene Ontology annotation, molecular function: protein binding. Lineage: Eukaryota; Viridiplantae; Streptophyta; Magnoliopsida; Asterales; Asteraceae. The transcript has 2 exons. The record is from RefSeq and is a predicted model, not a curated record. The coding region runs from base 1 to 801 and encodes 266 amino acids.
AUGGUUACUCCACCAGAGAAAGCAAUCGAAAGAUACAUCGAUGGUCUACCCGAUUCUAUGAUGGAUAUUGUGACUGCUGUUAAUCCUACUACCCUUCGCCAAGCAAUCGAAUUGUCUGCUACCCUAACUGAAUCCCAAGUCAGAAAGGCUUUAAACAGUAUUCUAUUCAAAAUCAAAAUGUUGCUAAACUUACUCUUUAUUCUUUUUAUAAUUUUUUCUUCAUCCCUCACUGCUUCUGCUUCAAAAUCAGAAGCUGCUUAUGCUUUGCUCAAAUGGAAAGCCAGCCUCAUAAACCAAAACAAUCCCUUGUUAUCUUCAUGGUCCCUUCAUCCUACCCGUAUAAACCAAACCACGAGUAUUGCACCAUGCACCUGGUAUGGUGUUCAUUGCAAUGAUCGUGGGGGUGUAAUCAAAUUCAAUCUUUCUACUUCUGGAUUAAACGGUACACUUCAAAACUUCACCUUUUCGUCUUUCACUAGUCUAGCACAUCUAGAGCUUAGACAAAAUGAUAUUUUCGGACCCAUCCCGGUUGAGAUCAGGCGUCUUUCCAAUCUGAUGUUUCUUGAUCUUUCGUGUAAUCGCUUUUCUGGAAAAAUUCCUUCAGAAAUUGGAAUGUUAACGAAUCUUGAGACCCUUUCAUUGCAUAGUAAUACUCUUAAAGGUAAUAUUCCUGUUUCUUUAGGAAAUUUGAGCAAGUUGGGUUAUCUUCGUGUCGAUGAUAAUAAGUUAUCAGGUUCUAUACCUCUAGAACUAGAAAACUUGUACAAUCUCGUGAAGGUCAAUAUUAUUAGAAAUAAGUAA